Messenger RNA from Ruditapes philippinarum (Manila clam), 2938 nucleotides. RefSeq lists its product as uncharacterized. The transcript has 3 exons. NCBI's taxonomy places the organism in Eukaryota, Metazoa, Mollusca, Bivalvia, Venerida, Veneridae. Bases 141 to 857 code for a protein of 238 amino acids. The record is from RefSeq and is a predicted model, not a curated record.
UCUAAACGUAAUUGCAUUGUGCGUAAUACAUUUCAAUUCCAAGCUAUAAUUUGUAUUUUCUGGGCGAAACUUUGAAAGUUAUGAGCAUGCGCGAUAUUCGUUAUAAAAAGAUAAUUGCAGAAUCGUGAGGCGCAGGCAACAUGAGGAACACGGCAUCAGCUAAUGUUCUCUCCUUUUUCGUACUUGUUACGUCGGUUUGCCUGUUGUACUCUUCAGAAUUCUUUGUUUUUAGGAGGAAUAGAGUGUUUGACGGUUAUACGUGUCCUGAGGCAAAACGCGUUUUUAGUAUUGACAAGGUUUACAGCGAUAUUCAAUGUGCUUUCUAUUGUAAAGGAUCGUCAUCCUGUGUUGACAUAUUUUACCAACCACAGGACAGGAGAUGCGACGGCUGUAGAUAUUCUGAAGACUCAGAACUGGAAAUUGCCGACGGGUUUUUGUAUUACACAAUUAGGAGAGCACCGACGCUUGGAAAGGCUUGCUCAAGUAAUGCAGACUGUAUUGAAACAGAAGGUGUGUGUAUAGGAGGAAUGUGUUUCUGUCACCAACUAUAUGCAUAUAACAACACAAUUAAUGACUGCACAAAAGUUUGCCAAGCAAUGACAGGUAAUUACAUGAAAUUCGAAAACAAAUUUAUCAGCGGUUUUAACAGUGAUUAUGCGGAGUAUGACAGCCUGGAACAAUGUAAAAUAGCCUGUGACGAAAACCCUAGCUGCUUAUCCUACGAAAUAUAUUCAGCAUCAGGGAAGAAAGUAGCAUGUAAUAUAGGAACGGUUACAUAUGAUAUGAUGAAUUCAGCUGAUCCCACAAUGAUAAGAGAUGAUAGCUUGUUGGAUCUGUAUUCCAAAACAUGUUCUUGACUUACGCCUAUAGACAUAAAAAAAUGAAAUCUGGAAAGUUUGAAUCAAAAAGAUGAAAUUAAAUUUAUACUCGAUGUUAAACAAAAACAUGUUAUUAAUGUUAUUAAGUUAUAAGGUAAUUAUAUAUCAAGUUACGCGAUAACCUUACACAUUUUAAAGCUGCACGCCUCCAGAUGAGCCGAAAUAUUUCAAGAAAACGAAUACUGAGAACAGUGCACUAAACUUUUAAGAAAGGUUAAAAUAUUCAAGAUUCAAGCUAUAUUUUGCAUGUUAUGUAGGUUUAAGACUGAUUUUGCAGUAUUUUAUAAGCAUAUUUCUACUGCGUUAGUAACGGAGUAAGGGCUGUUUUUGCAUAUGCUGAACACUUUUUGGUAAUUUUUGUUGAUUGUAAGUGCCGAUUGCAAUAUUCACAUUACAUUAUUUGUUUACCUCACAUUAUUUUACUUUUAAAUAAAUUUCCAAAAUAUUUAAUGAAAAUAAACAUGAAUCUGGAGGCGUGCUGCUUUAAGUGGGACAUGAAAAUUCAAAUAUUUUUUACUUAAAUGCUUUAGAGUAAGCAAGAGAGAAACUAUUUACUUUGUAUUGUACAAUAAUAAUAUUGUAUUUUUUUUUCAAAAGAAUUUAUUUUUUUUUCAUAAAAAAACCUUAUAGUAUUGUAUAGGCAUAUGCUUACUAAUAUAAAGACAUUUAAUGUAGAGACAUUUUGACAAAUAAAUCAAGAUUCUUAACCUAAAUUUGUGCGACUAAAGAGUCACACAGACUUAAAACUAAUUGACUCCCGGGAAAGGGCAAUUUUUGAUGGAAUUGUAUUUUUGAGAUAAACAGGUAAAAUACUGAAUUACAUAAUUCUAGGCAGACACAGGGGAUAUACAAAUUGUAUUUUAGAGGUAUGAAAAAAAGUUUUAUGUUGUGUUAUAGUUAUAAAUUGAAUGAUGUUAUUGACUUUUAUAAAGAUGCUUCUCUGAAAAAUUAUUGUAAUUUUUGUGUUUGUAUUUUUUUAUUCAUAGAUAUACAUUUAAGAUGAGGAAUUCAUUCAUAAUUGUGACACGUGAAAAGUCAGUAAUAUGAUAAAUGUUAAUUGAGUGUAAGAAUAUAUAAGCUAUUAGCAACAUACAUUUAUGUCACAUAAAUUAACAAAUAUCAAACUUCACAUGUAUUAAUAGCUUUCAAGGAAAAGUUCACAAUGUAAGAUUUCAUUCUACCUUAUAAAUGGUAUAUAUUAUUUUAGAUUGGAAAAAAAAUAAACGCCUGACUUUAUAGAUUUCAUUCCAAUUUGUUUUAUGUAAUAAUUGUAAAUCUUAUUUUGUUUUCCUACAUUAUAUUUUUUGGAAAGCAGUAAAAUGCCCAAUAAAUCUGAAAUCACAUUAUUUAAUUGAAUAAAUGUAUAAUCUUAAAUAUUUCAUCUUUCAUCAUUUUAUAAAAAUAGUUCAAGUAUACUUUUGCAUAUUUCAGUUUUAAAAAGAAAGAUGUAAUUUAUUUUUUUCAAAUGUAGAUAAUCAUUAUUAGAGGAAAAGAUUUUUUUCUUUUUUUUUCAGAAAUAAAAAAAUUGACGACCUUUCACAUUUCGUCGCAUUUGUUAAACGAAUUUCAUUUAUAAAGUUUUCCAUUUUUUUGUGACGUACUAUAAUCAUUUUGAUAUUGUCGUUAAUAACUGAUCUGUCCAUCCUCUUUCCUUUCGUCUCUUGCUUCCUCUUUCAUUUAAUUGCCUUACUUUUAAGAUCAACGAAUAGAAUCUGAAAAAGAUCGUUUUUGGAUUUAAAGUUUCAUGUUUUGUCUAAAUAAUUUUUACUGUUUCGAGAAAUUGUGUUUGAUAACUCAAAAAGAUUCAUUCAGAAAUCUUUACUUAGUUGAUACUUAUUAUCAUGAUGUAAUCAAGCAAUUUUGCAAGUUUUUAAGGAAAAUCAAUUAUGUCAAAUGAUGUAAUUACAAAGUCUUUUUCAAACUAUAUAUUUUAAAUCAAUUACAAGUAAAGGACUGAAUAAAUUUGCUAACUGUUCUUACAUGUUUUUAUAAAAGGCAACUAUUUUCACACUCGGUUUUUUCUUUCAUUUCAAUGUGUUAGUGCUUUUCAGGAGAAAUAA